UCUCUCUCCCCCCCCCCCCUCUAAGUUCUCUCUGAUCGAUCCGUCGCCGGCGGCCAUGGACCAGCUUCCGAAACGCCAAGCAAACUUCACCCAACUCACUCCUCUCACUUUCUUGUCCAGAGCUGCUUCUUCUUACCCCAAUCGCAUCUCCAUUGUCCAUGAAUCCACUUUCUUCACUUGGCCUCAAACCUACGAUCGUUGUCGUCGUCUCGCUUCCUCUCUUCGGUCCCUCAACAUAUCCAAAUACGAUGUUGUUUCUGUGCUGGCACCUAACAUUCCGGCCACGUACGAGAUGCAUUUUGCAGUUCCGAUGGCCGGUGCUGUGCUCAACACCAUUAACACUCGCCUCGACGAACAAAUCGCCACCAUUCUUCGUCACUCUGACGCCAAAGUCCUGUUCGUGGAUUACGAAUAUGUGCCCAAGGCUCGUGAUGCGCUUCGUUUGCUCAUGAAUGAUCACCGGAAUCAGUAUUCGUCGCUUCCGUUCGUCGUUGUCAUCGACGAUAUAAACUCCCCGACGGGGAUCAGGCUGGGAGAAUUGGAAUAUGAACAACUGGUUCGUCAUGGUGAUCCGAAUUAUGUUCCAGAGGAAAUCCAAGACGAGUGGGAUCCCAUAGCUUUGAAUUACACUUCAGGAACAACUUCGGCUCCCAAAGGAGUCGUUUACAGUCACAGAGGCGCUUAUCUCAGUACUCUCAGUUUGAUACUUGCUUGGGAAAUGGGAAGCGAACCGGUUUACUUAUGGACACUUCCCAUGUUUCACUGCAACGGCUGGACUUUUACGUGGGGCGUGGCGGCGCGCGGCGGCACCAACGUCUGUCUCCGGAACAUAACAGCUUCUGAAAUCUACAGAAACAUAGCCCAACACAAUGUGACUCACAUGUGUUGCGCUCCCAUCGUGUUCAGCAUCAUGUUAGAGGGGAAGCCGACCGCUGCAAUGAAGUCUCCGGUCAAGAUAUUUACCGGAGGAGCCCCGCCUCCGCCGGCGCUGCUCGAGCAGAUUGAAUCUCUCGGGUUUCAUGUAACUCAUGGGUACGGGCUGACGGAGGCGACGGGACCGGCAUUGAUAUGCGAGUGGCAGAAGAAUUGGAACCAGCUUGAGAAAAGGCAACAAGCAGGGCUGAAAGCUCGACAAGGAAUCAGCAUAUUAACAAUGGCAGACGUGGAUGUGAAAGACUGGACGAUGAAGAGUGUGCCUCGAGAUGGGAAAGCCAUGGGAGAGAUUGUGCUAAGAGGAAGUGGAAUAAUGAAGGGCUAUUACAGAGAUCCUGAAUCUUCCUCAAAAGCUUUCGAAAAUGGCUGGUUCUGGACUGGUGAUGUUGGAGUGAUACACCCAGACGGGUACGUGGAGAUCAAGGAUAGGUCAAAGGACGUGAUAAUAUCCGGCGGAGAAAACAUAAGCAGCGUCGAGGUGGAGUCGGUGCUGUAUACACAUCCGGCGGUGGCGGAGGCGGCGGUGGUGGCAAUGCCUCAUCCACGGUGGGGGGAGAGUCCUUGUGCUUUUGUAGCCUUAAAGAAGAACCCAGAAGAAGUCGGUAUUGUCGACGAAGGACAGAUCGUAGCUUAUUGCCGGAAGAAGUUGCCGUCUUUUAUGGUUCCCAAGGCGGUGAAGUUCAUGGAGGAGCUGCCCAAGACGUCGACGGGGAAGAUUCAGAAGAAUGAAUUGAGAAACAAGGCCAAAGCAUUCGUAGAGUCCGAGGUUAAUAACAAUCAUGUUUCGCAGUCCAAGAAUGAUAAUACUAAAAAGAAGAACAAGAACAGCAACUAUGGAGUUAACCAGAAUAUUGAUGCAUAUAAUGUGCAGAUUAUGGCUCACUCUCGUCUUUGAAGUUUCAAGUCUUUCAAUCGGAAAGUUUAAAGAUAAUUUGAUGUUACACAUUGUGAGAAAACGAGCUUUUCUAGAUGCUUUAGAGUUUCAAGCUUUAUGAGCCCCUGUACAUGCCAAAGGCCGCCAUAUUCUGUUCUAUUCGUAUUUAAGGCUUGUAAUCUAGCAAGUUAAUAGGUGUUUAUUUAUUAUAUUAA
Neltuma alba is the source of this 2022-nucleotide messenger RNA. RefSeq names its product butyrate--CoA ligase AAE11, peroxisomal-like. Lineage: Eukaryota; Viridiplantae; Streptophyta; Magnoliopsida; Fabales; Fabaceae. The record is from RefSeq and is a predicted model, not a curated record.